Phaeodactylum tricornutum CCAP 1055/1 is the source of this 1037-nucleotide messenger RNA. RefSeq lists its product with no specific name. Gene Ontology annotation, biological process: superoxide metabolic process. The record is from RefSeq and is a predicted model, not a curated record. The coding region runs from base 1 to 1035 and encodes 344 amino acids. The transcript has 3 exons. Lineage: Eukaryota; Bacillariophyta; Bacillariophyceae; Surirellales; Neidiaceae. Gene Ontology annotation, molecular function: metal ion binding.
AUGUGGGCUGGUGCUUUUUUGUUCUCCCUAGUAUGCCUCUACCAGAUGGCCGUUGCACAGGCUAAUAUGAAUCACGGUGUUUACACGGCAACGAUCGAACCUAUCGCGAGCGCCACAACGAAUCGCAACAGCGGUGUGAUUGGCUCUGUGGUAGUCUUUGAUGCUGGCGACGGCGUCACGGUUGGAUACGGUGGCUUUGUGGAAGGCCUGCAGGCAAAUUUGGAGGCAACUACGUGCACGGCUACGAACGGUUGCGGCGUUCACAUUCACAGUGGCACUUCUUGCUUCAACAGCACAACCCAGGGUGGCCACUAUUUUGAAUCACCCGUGACGGACGAUCCCUGGGUGGAAGAGCGCUAUUCGUCAGAUGAGACUGGAUUUGCGCUCUUUUCCAGUGUAGCGGUGAUCGGGACAAGCAACCUUGAAGGGAGAGCAUUUGUAGUGCAUGCUGAAGAUGGAUCACGCGUUGGUUGCGGUCUCUUGACGGAGCUGAAGGACGAUACGCGCAUUCUGCAGGCCAAUACGGUGGGUCUGGCGUCCUCCACGGUCGAAAGCGAAUCCAAAGCGGUCAUUUUCCCGGGUACGGAUCGCAUCUGUGUUGGCGGGAACGUGGACGCACUUCAGCCUGACAUUCUCUCCUUCCAGGCUGGAGGUUUAGACUGCAACGCUACCAACGGCUGCGGCGUGCAUAUUCACAGCGGUACUGAUUGCACCGACAGUACCACUCAGGGUGGGCAUUUCUACAACGCGGAUGUGGUGGAUGUUGAUCCUUGGCUACUGGUUGGCUAUGAGAGGACUAAUGCCAACGGCGAAGCCUUUUACCUGCAGUGUCUUGUGACGGGCGAGGCGAAUAACGAAGGGCAUGCUUUGAUUGUUCACAGUGAAGACGGAAGCCGAUUGUCUUGUGGGAUUUUGCAAUUUGAAACCACCACUACCGAGGCAAUUGCGAAUGGUAUGGAUGGAAGCGUACUCUCCCGCUUGGUCGGCAUUGGGCUUCUUUUUGAAUUCAUCAUUGUUUUGGCCACGCAUUGGUAGCC